This is a messenger RNA of Exserohilum turcica Et28A, 3859 nucleotides long. RefSeq lists its product as uncharacterized. Bases 1 to 3747 code for a protein of 1248 amino acids. The record is from RefSeq and is a predicted model, not a curated record. Lineage: Eukaryota; Fungi; Ascomycota; Dothideomycetes; Pleosporales; Pleosporaceae. Gene Ontology annotation, biological process: mitotic spindle assembly checkpoint signaling; mitotic sister chromatid biorientation; protein localization to kinetochore. The transcript is spliced from 4 exons.
AUGGCGCAAACAGGCGGCAAAGAGAACAUUGCCGACGGGCUCACUGCAAAAGGCUCGUUCAGGGCACCUUCACAAUCUCCAAACAAGUCAGCCCUGUCGCCCAAGAAGUCAUCUCGCAAGACGCGUAGCAAGAGUAUUGGCCCUGGUGGUCUCGAAGAGUUGGAAGCACCUCCGCUGAAAGAAACUGCUGGGAACAGAAGAAAGUCUGCUUUUAUCCCCGCGGUCAAGUCUAUUCUGGCCUCGAAUGAUGAGGACGAGAAGAAGCGGCGCGAAGCCCGCCGCAAGUCGUUGGCAAGGCGACGCGUCUCAUUUGCUCCAGAGGCUACUUUGCAUACGUGGGAUGUAGUCGAGUACAUGCGCGAUGCGACCACUUCCUCUGCCUCGUCAGAAGCUACCCGGAGAGCCUCGAACGUUUCCCAGGCCUUUACCCCUGCAUCGCCUGCCCCUCCCUCCGACCCCGCCGAGCCGCCUUCCACGCCACCAGAGCAGGCCGAAGAGCCUGAGCCUGAGCCCGGUUCUUCACCCGCAAACCAGCGCUCGCAACACCAGAAGAAGAACCGCAGGAGUUCUGUAAUACCGCCCAUGAACUUCAACAAUCCAGAUGACGUCUACUCGUCCAGUCCUCUGAGCGGUGAUAACGCUUCACCUGAUGGAGAAAACAGUAGCAGCGAUUCCGAGGAUGACGACGAUAUGACAGAGAACCUGGGUGCCUCUCCAGACACCGAAGACUCUUCCGAGAGCAGUGCUCGCUUGGACGCUGCACUCCGUGAGGCUGCGAACCAAGCAACUACUCAGAAGUUGGACUUGGAUGACGAAGACGGAGAUAUGACUAUGGACAUUGCCCACGACGAGGUUACCACAUCUUUCAAGCCAUGGGCCAAGAAGACUUUUGUUCCCCAAUAUGACAAGGAGAAUGCAAAUCCCCUCUUCUCACCGGCACGGUCUGAGGGUGGGGACGAGGGUAUGAGCAUGGACAUUACGCGUGCAGUUGGUCGCAUUGUUCCCCAGCAAGCACAGCAAGAGCAGGAGCAGGAGCAAACACAGGAUUCGGAUGCCCCAAGCUCGGACAUGGACGAGGACAUGAGCAUGGAGCUUACUAUGCCUCUGGGAAGCAUACGGGCCAUGGCAGCUAAUGCGCCUGCCAACAGGAGGAAAAGUCUUAAGAGGAGAAUCUCAAUGCUUGAAGCAUCCCAAGGAAGCCCUGCCAAGCGUCCCACCAGCCGGCGAGCUAGUCUGCGACAACGUCCACAAUCCGAAGAAAACGUACCAGAGGACGCUACUAUGGAUCUUACGAUGGCAAUCGGGGCGAUUGUGAAAAAGCCACAGCCUGAGCCCAGCAGACGUGCUAGCACUGAGACUACAUUUGAAGAUGCUACCAUGGACUUUACUCUGGCCAUGGGGAACAUUAAGAAUGGACACACAGCUGAGCAAGACGAGGAAGAAGAGAUGGAAGAUGAGGACCUCUCUAUGGAGUUCACCAAGAUUGUCGGACCCGGCAUAAAGCGCGCCAUUCCAUCAUCGGCAACACCAGAGAAACCCGUCGAUACCGCACCCGCUCCAGCUGGCAAGACGCCGACUCCACAAAAGUCGUCGCCCAAAAAGUCACCAGGACGCAAAGAGAGCUCAGAUCCCACAACCGAGUCGGAGGCCGUUCCUGAAGUCUUGAAAGACAUCACCCCAAAGGCGUCAGGCGAGGUCGUUUACCCGAAUCUUGAUCCAGGUACACCCGAGAUUGUCAGGCAAAAGGACAUCGAAGAGAUUGAGCCUUCUCCUUUUGUGCGCCGCACCCCACUGAGCGCUUCGAAAGAGAACAGCGCUUUAGCAACACCCAGCAGCCAAAAGAAAUCCAGCACACCCAGUAGCCAGAAGAAGUCGAGUACACCCAAGGCGAUUCCGGACGACCCGCUUGCAGCCCCUAUCCUAAACAGACGGCGUUCGUCAUUGUCUGCCGUCCAAUUCAGCCCGCUAGGUACACCGCAGCAGAAACCUGUUUUGAAGAGCACCUCACUACUGAGCAACAACAUCAAGUUACUAUCUACUCCACGAAAGCAGAUGCUGAUGUCCCCGAUGAAGCGAGGCAUAACGCCAAAGAAAUCACAGACGCCUCAAAAGCAACCAACACCUAAGCAGAAAACUCCGACGCCGAAAAAGGUUACCCCUCGGAAGAGCGUGAGCCCUAAGAAGCGUGUUGUCUUUGGUGAGCAAGCAGAAGAGGAGCCCCCAGUAGACGAUGUCGUUGCAGAGAAUGUCCCCGAGGUUGAACGCAUCUCGCUUCAAGACUUCCUGGACAUGACCAAGAUCCGCUUCAUGGACCUCAGCACGACCAAAAGACGCCAUACUGCUGCUCCUGCCGCUUUCCGUGAUGUUGAAGUAGAGGAAAAGGAAGAGUCGUUGGACAGCUUUGUGGUUGCAGGUGCGUGCACACUGCCCGAGUACGAACUAUAUCAACAUGCAUGCCAUGAGAUGAAGAAGUACAUCUCUGAUGGUCGCCACUUUGUCCGUACCAUGGAGGCCAAUGUUCUGGAAGAGAAUCCGCUACUCUUUAGUGAAUAUCUCACUGCUCCCCCAGACCAGCGUGCUGUCAUGGACAACCAGUUCAAGAACCUAAAGACGAAUGCCCGUCUCGAGGCCCGAGGAGAGUGGUACACUUGGAGAAGCACUCUCCUGAAAGAUCUCAAGGCUGGCCUUCUUCACACAAUGGACGGCUUUAAACGCGAUGAGUCUACUCUCGUUAACCAAGAACAACUUCUUGAUGUUGUACUGCCGCCUUUGGUAGAGAAAAAGGAGCUUUUGUCUACCGAAUGCAAGCAGCUACAGCAGCGGCACGACGAGCUGAACAGUUGCGAUCGGGGAGAGCUCGAGAGUACAAGGGAGCAGCUCACAGCUACGAAUGCUGAACUGGAGGAGAAGAAGCAGUUAUUGGCUCAGCUGCAGAAGGAACUCGCCGACAAAGAAGCACGCAUUGAGGCGGCGAAGAACCGCAAGGUUGAAUGCAUGGAAGAGAUCAAAGCUGCAGAACGCGUACGAGAAGAGUGCCGUGGCUGGUCUACAAGCGAAGUCAGCAAUCUGAAAGCCCAAGUCACUGCCCUUGAACAAGCUCACGGCUGGAGCAUUACUUCCGCUUCCUCGACAAGUAUCACCAUGACCCAUUUGAAUGACCUCGAACUGUACUUUUCGCCCUCCGCCUUUGCUACAGGCUCCAACACGCCAAAUGGAUCUAUCUCGCUCGCUUACAUUGGCGACUCGGCAACUCCUCAUCCUCGUCCCUUGACCACAAGCAAGCGCUUUUUCCUCCAGCUCAUCCGUGCUCAUCUUCAUGGCAUUCCACAAUCGCAGACGCGCAUCUCGUCUCUCCUUCUCUUUAUCAAGAACAGCUGGGCUACUGCGCUUGCAGUUGCCGAAGGUGUUUCUUGGCUGGAGCAGAGCUACAUCACAGAGGAGUGCAUACUUGCGGAUGAACGCAUGGCAAUCACUGCCAACAUGCUGCUUCCCACCCUUCAAACCAAGGUCAAGGCUACUUUUGAACUUGGCGUUAACCCAGGCAAGGAGGGUAUGGAGACUGAAGUUGGCGCAACAGCAGAGGUUGUCUAUGGUGAAAAGUAUGGCGAAGAGAAGAUGGGCGCAUUCUUGAGAGACUUUUGUGGGAGUGAAGUCAAGGACACAGAGGAGAUGUCGGUAUGGGCAGAUGCUUUGCUGGAUCUCUCUGCCAGGCUUAAGAAGACUGGAAGGAAGGGUGAGAGAAAGUAACCUUGCGGCGCCUCCGUUGGGAGGAACGAUGUCAACAUUUUUACGACUCAGCAUCAUGAGAUAUGACGGCGUUUUGGGUCGGGAAAUUUGCGGUUUUGAAGAUACCAAUUUU